Molecule: messenger RNA, 1548 nt
Organism: Seminavis robusta
Lineage: Eukaryota; Bacillariophyta; Bacillariophyceae; Naviculales; Naviculaceae
Source: the annotation of a GenBank genome assembly
AUGAUUGCAAACAAGACGAUCUUGACAAAGGCCGAAGCGUUGGUUUGGUGGUAUCGCCCCUGCUUUGCCGUGGCUCUCUUGACGGUAUUGACAAUCGCGACGCUCAGCAACCUCCAAGAAGUCGAAACAGAUUUGCUGCUCGUCACAAACAUCCGUAGCGUCCAAAUCGAGAUUGUACGAAGUUCAAGCAUAGACUUGAAUUCAAGUAGAAGCGAUGACCUAAGGCAGAGUCGAGACAAGGAAAUGAUACAGCGUCACGACGAGGUAACAGAAGAACACCAACGGGAAGUCUACUUUUUGAAUCGCACCCACCUUAGCAUUAGUGAUGGUUUCUCUGCUAGCUGGCUACAAACACGAUCAACUUUCACGAAAAUGCCCUUUCAUUUGAUUCACAUCUGCGAGGAUGCAGCAAUCCGAUCCUAUGACAAGAGAAGAAGACACAGAAUGAGAAUGACCCUGGACUGGAUGGACUUUAGUGUGGAGCACAUGUCAAAGUGGUGGAAAAUGCUAGAAUGGCACAACCCACACCAACCUAUUCCAUACCAGCGGAUCACACAGCAAUUCACAGAGUACAUCCAAAAAGAUGCCAACAUGUCUCAAAUACAAAUUGACAACACAUUUCAACAGACAAUUGCUGUCAUUGCCUUCCAAGCCUAUCACAAUAAGAGACACCCGUCCAAGGCGCAUGAUUUGACCAUGAAGUCAUUGGCCGCUACAAUCGAGUCAUUGAGGCGAGCCGGAUUUGGGAGAGUAACGGUUGGAAUUCUUGCAGAAGCUGACUAUAACCUUGUCCAAGACACUUUCCAGUUCCUGCUGCAAAUGCUGGAACCAACCAAACCUCAUGAUCCAAAAGAGCUUGUGAAACAGAUUGGCCACAUGGAAGUUGGCAUUGCAUUUGGGUCUUCAGAACAUGCAAAAACCAAACAUGAAUCCCAAAAUAUGCCACGAGCAACUCUCUUGGGCCUGAGAGACUCCUUCCGCUACUCAGAGAUGACAGAAGGCAAGAGGACCAAUGAAAUGACUAGUAACAUGACAGCUUGGUUGGGAAAUCAAAGAAAGCCUUCAUUUUGGCAGUAUGUUUAUCUCACAGAGCCUGACACAAUUCUCCAAGCAAGGCCCAGUGCUUUACCACAACUAAGGGCUGAGGUUGACAUGGGAUCAGUGCUACUUCCACAUCGACUGCAGCCAAUCCCACAUGAAUCAGAUCUGAGGGGAAUGGAUAGAGAGGACUUGUAUGUGGCAGAACAUGACUUUCCAAAAGUUAUUGGCUUGGACCCAAACCAUCAUGGUGAUGCUUGCUGUGAUGAGUACAUAGGGAAAGAGUCUAGACCUGGGACACUCCCUCACCACAGAGAGUGCAAAAAGCAAUUCUGGUACCAGUGUGGCUUUGGUAAGAAGGAACUGGAGAUGGAGAACAGGCAUGCUCGGCUCAAGCCAUACAAAUUCAUUCGCCUACUGGGAGGUACAGGUAUUGUAAGUUUGGCAGGUUCAGAGCAUGGGAGGAUGUGUAUUCCAAGAAAGAAUGGUAUAUGUAGACCCCCUGGCUAG